AUGGCCAGCCAGUUCAUGAAUUCUUCGAAAAUCCCUCGUCAACACAAGGGAAAACAACAACAACAUCAACAGCGGCCAGCCAUCUUUCCUUCCGGCUAUCGUUUCUGUCCGUCGGAAUCUGAGUUGUUGCUUAAUUAUCUCAGAAACAAGAUUCUUGGUUUACCUCUACCUUGUGACGUUAUCAAAGAAGUUGAGAUUUAUCGUUUUAAUCUCGAUCAGUUUACCAGAAUGAUAGUUGAAUUUACGGAUGGUAACGGAGAAGAUUCAUAUUUCUUCACAAUUACUGAUCCGAAAAAUCGUGUUGGGGGCCGACCAAGUCGAACAACAAGUGAUGGUUAUUGGAAGGCUACUAGUGGGGAUGUCGAAGUAUUGUUCCAUGGUGUGACUAUUGGCUACAAGAAGAACUUGGUCUUAUAUAUUGGGAAAGGAAAUACAGCAAGGAAAACCAAUUGGAUCAUGCAUGAAUAUAAGCUUAAUUAUCGUCUAUUAUUAUCGGAUGAUCAAAGAAAAGCCUUGGAUAGCCAGAUGAAAAAUUGUGUGUUAUGUAGAAUCCGAGACAAGAAGGAUUUCAGCAGGGUCAAUAGAAUAGAAACCAUACAAGAAACAAGUACUAGAACCAGCUUAAUGGAAAGUCUCAAGAGGGAACCAGAAGAUGAAGAAUUCUACACUGGUUUAAUGACAGAAAAGGAUCAUGAAACGAAGGAAAAAAGCACGAAAAGACCGGAGCAGCAUGAUCAUAAUGAGAUACAAAUUAGUGAAGAACAUGGAGAAGGAAUGGAAGAGUUGGAAGAGAUAGAAGAAGCCUCAACCAAAACAUGUAGUUGGAAUAGUGUAAUGGAAAAUCUUAAGAGGCAACGAGAAAAUGAUUAUGAAAUGAAGAAAGAAAGAGCGAAAAGACCGAAGCAUCAUGAUAGUAAUGAGACACAAAUUAAUGUAGAAUACAGAGAAGGAAUGGAAGAGCUGGAAGGGAUAGAAGAAGCCUCAACCAAAACAUGGUCUGCAGUACCGGUAGUUAGGCAUCACCUUAAAGUGUUCACAACUAGAGAUAUAAGUGAGAAUUUUGUUCUCACAGUUGUCACACUGUAUAUUCUCACAAUGUGA
Messenger RNA from Telopea speciosissima, 1101 nucleotides. Its product is annotated as protein ATAF2-like. Lineage: Eukaryota; Viridiplantae; Streptophyta; Magnoliopsida; Proteales; Proteaceae. The record is from RefSeq and is a predicted model, not a curated record. Gene Ontology annotation, biological process: regulation of DNA-templated transcription. The coding region runs from base 1 to 1101 and encodes 366 amino acids. Gene Ontology annotation, molecular function: DNA binding. The transcript is spliced from 5 exons.